AUGAAGGAGAAAUCUAAAAACGCAGCCAGGACUCGGAGGGAAAAAGAAAACAGUGAAUUUUAUGAACUGGCCAAACUGCUGCCGCUGCCCUCAGCCAUCACCUCGCAGCUGGACAAAGCCUCCAUCAUCAGGCUGACCACCAGCUACCUGAAGAUGAGGAUCGUCUUUCCUGAAGGUCUGGGGGAGUCCUGGGGUCACGUCAGUCGCAGCAGCUCUCUGGAAGGAGUCAGUCAUGAACUGGGCUCCCAUCUCUUACAGACGUUAGACGGCUUCAUUUUCGUGGUCGCCCCUGAUGGUAAAAUAAUGUACAUAUCAGAAACAGCCUCUGUCCACCUGGGCCUGUCACAGGUAGAGCUGACAGGAAACAGCAUCUAUGAAUACAUCCACCCAGCAGACCACGACGAGAUGACGGCCGUCCUCACAGCACACCAGCCUUAUCACUCCCACUUUGUCCACGAAUAUGAAAUGGAGCGCUCCUUCUUUCUGAGAAUGAAAUGUGUCCUCGCUAAAAGAAACGCCGGUCUCACUUGUGGAGGAUACAAGGUGAUCCACUGCAGCGGCUACCUGAAGAUCCGUCAGUACAGCCUGGACAUGUCUCCGUUUGACGGCUGCUAUCAGAACGUCGGGCUGGUCGCCGUCGGUCACUCGCUGCCGCCGAGUGCUGUAACAGAGAUCAAACUGCACAGCAACAUGUUCAUGUUCAGAGCUAGCCUCGACAUGAAGCUCAUCUUCCUGGACUCACGGGUUGCAGAGCUGACGGGGUAUGAACCUCAGGAUCUGAUCGAGAAGACUCUGUAUCAUCACGUCCACAGCUGUGACUCCUUCCACCUCCGCUGUGCUCAUCACUUGUUGCUGGUCAAAGGUCAGGUCACAACUAAGUACUACCGUUUCCUGGCCAAGCAAGGCGGCUGGGUCUGGGUCCAGAGUUAUGCAACCAUCGUCCACAACAGCCGCUCAUCCAGACCCCACUGUAUCGUCAGCGUCAACUAUGUUCUCACGGAGAUGGAGUAUAAAGGCCUCCAGCUUUCCCUAGACCAGGCAUCGUCCAAGACCUCGUUUCCCUACAGCAGCAGCAGCUCGUCAAGCGGCCUGGCAGAGCCCUGCAGAACUCCUAAGAGCAGAAUAUCCCGACCCAAGGCUAAAGCUAGACUCUCCCCAUACACACAGUAUUCGAGUUUUCAGACAGAACGGUCAGAGUCAGACCAGGACAGUCCGUGGGGCAGCAGCCCCCUCACGGACUCUGCCUCCCCUCAGCUGCUAGAGCACGUCGAAGGAACAGACGCCUCCUGUGUGUACAGACAGUUCUCUGAUCCGCGGACGCUCUGCUACAGCUUGUCUGAAGAGCAGCAUCACUCGGACGGCUUCACACACCUCCACGCUCAUGCUCAGGGUCAGAGCUGUGAGAGAGGUCGGUGUGAGGCAGGGAGGUAUUUUCUAGGAGCCCCUCCAUCUAGUAGGGAUUCAUGGUGGGGAGCAGCCCGGUCCAUCUUACCUCUGAGCAAGGGCUCUCUAGAAAACCACGAGGGAUACGACAGCAGCAUGCCACACAUCGCCGCCAUCCACAGCUACCACGGCCGGGGUCACUGGGACGAGGACAGCGUGGUCAGCUCUCCGGACGCUGGCUCUGCCAGUGACUCCGGGGACCGGUACCAAGCGGACCACUACCACUCCAGCCCCCAGCAACCCAGCAAGAUUGAGACUCUGAUCCGAGCUACGCAGCAGAUGAUCAAGGAGGAGGAAAACCGACUCCAGUUACGAAAGGGCCUUCUUGAUGCCACUUUGGGGCCAGCCAACGGACUGUCCAAGGGCCCUGGACCAUGCUUAACUCCUGACUUUACUCCAGGAACUCUACCCCUGCAGACAGUGGUGUGUCGAGGUUUAAAUCCGGCAAUAAGCCCCGCGCCGAGCCCUGCCCCUGUUUCCAGGCUCAGCAGUCCUGGGUCAGAGCGCCUCAAUAAACCCAAAGACUACCUCCAGGCGGACCUGUCCCCACUCUCUCUGCCGCUACACCACCCUUUCGGCCGGCCUGGCCCAUGCUCAGCGUCCCCCACCCCAGCACCAGCUCUGUACCCCUCCCACACCCACCCACGGCCCUACCUGGACAAACACGCAGCCUACUCGCUGACAGGCUACACCCUGGAGCACCUCUACGACCCAGAGAGCCUCAGAGGUUACUGCUCCACUGCCAGCACAGGCCCCACCCACUACGACAUGACCCCUCACCUCCGCAUGCCGGCAGAGCAGAGCUCCGGACACAAAGGCACCUCCGUCAUCAUCACCAACGGCAGCUAG
Molecule: messenger RNA, 2292 nt
Organism: Cheilinus undulatus (humphead wrasse)
Lineage: Eukaryota; Metazoa; Chordata; Actinopteri; Labriformes; Labridae
Gene: sim1a
Product: SIM bHLH transcription factor 1a
Exons: 11
Coding region: 1-2292 (763 amino acids)
Biological process (GO): regulation of transcription by RNA polymerase II
Molecular function (GO): protein dimerization activity; DNA-binding transcription factor activity, RNA polymerase II-specific; RNA polymerase II transcription regulatory region sequence-specific DNA binding
Source: RefSeq, a predicted model, not a curated record